CCAGAACAAAACUAAAAAUUCGCUAGCUCCAGAGACUAUGUUCCUGUCUCGCCUGCCAGCAAAUCAUAGAAAUAAAUUCCGAAGUGUGCAGCAGUCUGCGACUCGAAUUCCGAAUUUCUGAUAGAGAUCAGCCUGUGCAGCAUCGUGCGCAAUGGGACCGCCAAAACGGAGAGUGCUCGCCACGGCCGAGGAGACCUUGACUCCUCCCGACAAUUUGGCCGAAGGACAGGCGAUUGCUCGGGUCAUUAAGGCCACCGGCAAUAAUAUCUACUUGGUAGAGCUGCCCUCUAAAACCACUAUUUUGGUAGAACUGCCGGCUCGGUUCCGAUCCACCAUCUGGAUGAAGCGUGGAUCAUAUGUCCUCGUCGACACCAGGGCUCUCGAGGAUCGAGACAACAAACUCGCUGGUGAAAUCAUCAACGUCGUGGGGGACGAAAAAGCCUGGCGGAAAGCGCCUUACUGGCCAAAAGAAUUUGUCAAGCAAUCUCUGUUGCCAACCGAAGACGAUGAUGAGGAGGAAUCGACGGUGGGAAAGUUGCCACCUUCAGACGAGUCGGAUGCCUGAUGUCUCUGCACGGUCUUUUUAGUAUGGCGUUCAGAGGACUGUGCGAGUACAUGACGUGCGGUUCCUCUUUUAUGAGUACCCUUUUCUGG
Molecule: messenger RNA, 654 nt
Organism: Paecilomyces variotii
Lineage: Eukaryota; Fungi; Ascomycota; Eurotiomycetes; Eurotiales; Thermoascaceae
Exons: 2
Coding region: 152-565 (137 amino acids)
Biological process (GO): translational initiation
Cellular component (GO): nucleus
Molecular function (GO): translation initiation factor activity; RNA binding
Source: RefSeq, a predicted model, not a curated record